AUGCCGUCGCCACCUACAGCCCGAGCGAUCCAGCCGCUCAAUGAUGGCCUAUCUUCGCAGUCGUCGCAGCCGCCCCAUUCUUUACCGCCGAAGAAGAGGCAGCCGAGCGCCAGAAUAUCCGCUGCUUGUGAAGCGUGUAAGAAGAGAAAGACCAAAUGUACCGGGGGCCCGCCGCCGUGUCAACUAUGCCAAUCCUUGGGCACCCAAUGUGUCAUCGACCUUUCUCUCGAUAUGAGACGUCGCGCCGCCCUGCAACGCACCUUGGACGAGUCCAAGGCCUAUCAGGACAAUCUAAAUACCCUGCUCGAUGGGAUACGGGCUGGCCCCUCGAAUCGUCUUGACGCCCUCGUUGGAUACAUCAGAGGUGGAGCCAGCAAUGAUGAGGUUGCCGAUAUCAUACAAAGGCAGUGGAAUCCAGCUGGAAACCAAGAUUUGGAUCAUCCAAUGGCGCCCCAAGGCAAUGAAAUGGACUACAUGCAUACGAACGAGGCUGAAGGUCAGAACAGACCGGCCGGAGACCAUCUUGACAACGCUGCGCCAGACGCUCAAGUGACUCCAACUGCCAGCGAAACCUCGACCUCGACUGAUUCGGGGUCUCGAAAGCGCAAUGAGGUGGCACACUCCCCCGACAUGUUGAAGCUGCUGGCGGCGCUCAAGAACAGCAGCAUUGCAGAUGGGGAAGAUCUUAUUCGGCAAUUCAUGACCUCGUUACAUUGGGAUGAAAGGGGACACUCGACAAGUACUGGGUCCAUUUCCAGUACCAUCAGUCCUUCGUCGGAUGGCGGAGUGCAGCCAACCCUCCAGCCUACUAUGGCUGCACGUUCUGGUUGGCAUCCGGCUUUACAGGCGAGGACUGAACCAAUUGAGGGAGAAAAACUUGUACAGGGUAAAUCUGCUGAUCAGCCGAUGUCGCUGUCGUCAAGCCCGGUGGAUGCCGCAUCCGCACGUAACCCAGCCUCGGCUGACUCUUCCAGAACACAAGCGUCGUCAAAGCGCCAGAAGACAUUGCACCCAACGAUCAACACUGAGGGUGCUCAAGGCACAGAGUCAGUUGCGUCGCCGACGUCGCCUUAUCUGGAACAAGUGACGAGCCAUGCACAUUCGGCCCCCGCCAUUGCUAGACGAGACUUGUGCGUUGCCCAGGAUGGCGCAUCGACAAGGCUUCGCAUUCCCGUGCAUCUCGUGCUUCCCCUGACCGUGACGGAUGAUUCGUACAUGAGUCGAACAUACUCUCAUUAUCUGCAAGCGGCGCAUCAGAUGCUCGAGGCUGGAGUGCCCCUGUCAAAUCUCCUCGGUUCGCCCGAUCAAGUGGUGGUCGACUUGUUCUUUCGGCCACGAGAAGCCAACGAUAUAUACACUUGUGCCUCAUGGGCGUGCGAGGUGUGUCGAAGUUACGAUCAUGACAUAUUUGUUCGGCUUGGGUGUGUUUUUCUCCUUACUUCCAUGAUGCGGUGGCUGCUCGCUCCCACGCUCGAGAACUAUGAGAGAUUGCCCGACAUGAUGAAACCGACGCCUUUGCAAUGUAUGAUUCCACAUAUCGGGGCCAUAGAAACCAUUCCACUGCCUCCGGUCCGCGAUGCUGUUAUUCAUCGUCUACGAGACUGGCUCACACCGCUGGAAAGGGCAGAGUGGAGCAUCAACUGGCCGCAUGGAUUGGACGCAGCCAUCAUGCGCGAUGAUGCGACAGGUGCCACCGUGUUGACUCCCAGCUUUAUGGAGCAUGCGGGGGAUUACGACAACUGGAGUGUUGCCCGUGUCUUUCUUGAUGACUUUCCCGAAGUCGCUGGUCGAAUCCGGAUCCAUGAUGGAUGA
This is a messenger RNA of Exophiala dermatitidis NIH/UT8656, 1812 nucleotides long. RefSeq lists its product as uncharacterized. Bases 1 to 1812 code for a protein of 603 amino acids. The transcript is spliced from 4 exons. Gene Ontology annotation, biological process: regulation of DNA-templated transcription. Lineage: Eukaryota; Fungi; Ascomycota; Eurotiomycetes; Chaetothyriales; Herpotrichiellaceae. The record is from RefSeq and is a predicted model, not a curated record. Gene Ontology annotation, molecular function: DNA-binding transcription factor activity, RNA polymerase II-specific; zinc ion binding.